Messenger RNA from Schizophyllum commune H4-8, 1284 nucleotides. RefSeq names its product 60S ribosomal protein L4. NCBI's taxonomy places the organism in Eukaryota, Fungi, Basidiomycota, Agaricomycetes, Agaricales, Schizophyllaceae. Gene Ontology annotation, cellular component: cytosolic large ribosomal subunit; ribosome. Bases 45 to 1157 code for a protein of 370 amino acids. Gene Ontology annotation, biological process: translation. The record is from RefSeq and is a predicted model, not a curated record. The transcript is spliced from 5 exons. Gene Ontology annotation, molecular function: structural constituent of ribosome; RNA binding.
GUCGUGUACGGCGCGCUCAGCAACAAGACCUCAAGACUUCAAAAAUGGCCUCCCGCCCGACGGUGAACGUUAGGACGUCCUCUGGAGAGGCGUCCACCUCCCUGCCCCUCCCGGCGGUCUUCACGGCCCCCAUCCGUCUGGAUGUCGUUGCGGCUGUCCACAAGAGCGUCGCGAAGAACAAGCGCCAGGCGUACGCCGUCUCUGAGAAGGCUGGCCACCAGACUAGCGCGGAGUCUUGGGGUACCGGUCGCGCUGUCGCGCGUAUCCCCCGUGUCGGUGGUGGUGGUACUCACCGCUCUGGCCAGGCUGCCUUCGGUAACAUGUGCCGUGGCGGUCGCAUGUUCGCGCCCACCAAGACCUGGCGCAAGUGGCACGUCAAGGUGAACCAGAACCAGCGCCGCUUUGCGACGGUCUCCUCCCUUGCCGCCACCGCCCUGCCUUCCCUCGUUCUGGCCCGCGGUCACCGCAUCGAGGAGAUCGAGGAGGUCCCUCUCGUCAUCGACUCCGCCGCCGAGUCCUUCACCAAGACGAAGGAGGCUGUGGCCCUUCUCAAGACCCUCAAGGCGUACCGCGACGUCGUCAAGGUCUCGAACUCGCGCAAGCUCCGCGCGGGCAAGGGCAAGCUGAGGAACCGCCGCCACCGCCAGCGCCGCGGCCCCCUCGUCGUCUACAACGAGGACAACGGCAUCGUCAAGGCGUUCCGCAACCUCCCGGGUGUUGAGCUCGUGAACGUGCGCCGCCUCAACGUCCUCCAGCUCGCCCCGGGUGGUCACCUCGGCCGCUUCGUGAUCUGGACUGAGGGUGCCUUCGGCCUCCUCGACGAGGUCUUCGGUACCUUCGACAAGGCGUCGACCCACAAGAAGGACUACCUCCUCCCGACCGCCAAGAUCACCAACCCGGAUGUCACCCGCCUCAUCAACAGCGACGAGAUCCAGUCGGUCGUCCGCCCCGCGGGCCAGAAGAUCCAGAAGCGCCCCUGGACCCAGAAGAAGAACCCCCUCGUCAACAAGGCCGUUCUCUUCCGCCUCAACCCGUACGCCAAGACCCUCCGCCGCCAGGAGCUGCUCAAGCAGGAGCGCAUCAAGGCGAAGGGCCACAAGAAGGAGAAGAAGAAGUCGGUCGGCAAGGUCUUCCUCGACAACCUUCACGCGCCCUAAGCGCUGUUUCUGCUACCUCAUGUUUGUCUAUGCUGCACGUACAUCGUAUGCUCCCCAUGUUCUAUAUGGCACAUGUUGGACGCCUCUGACGCGUCUUAUCAUCGCACCUGUGCAUGGAUGUCUGAGC